Merops nubicus (carmine bee-eater) is the source of this 1512-nucleotide messenger RNA. RefSeq names its product mitogen-activated protein kinase 9 (gene MAPK9). The transcript is spliced from 11 exons. Gene Ontology annotation, molecular function: ATP binding; JUN kinase activity. Gene Ontology annotation, cellular component: nucleus; cytoplasm. Gene Ontology annotation, biological process: protein phosphorylation; JNK cascade. The record is from RefSeq and is a predicted model, not a curated record. NCBI's taxonomy places the organism in Eukaryota, Metazoa, Chordata, Aves, Coraciiformes, Meropidae.
GAGAGAGAAAACUACAUGACACUACACCAUGAGUGACAGUAAAUGUGACAGUCAGUUUUACAGUGUUCAAGUUGCAGAUUCAACAUUCACUGUUCUAAAACGUUACCAGCAAUUGAAGCCCAUAGGAUCAGGGGCACAAGGCAUUGUUUGUGCUGCUUUUGAUACAGUCCUUGGAAUAAAUGUUGCUGUGAAGAAGCUGAGUCGUCCCUUUCAGAAUCAAACCCACGCAAAGAGAGCUUACAGAGAGCUUGUUCUUUUAAAAUGCGUCAAUCACAAAAAUAUAAUUAGUUUAUUAAAUGUAUUUACACCACAGAAGUCACUAGAAGAAUUUCAGGAUGUAUAUUUGGUUAUGGAGCUGAUGGAUGCAAAUUUGUGCCAGGUUAUUCACAUGGAAUUGGAUCAUGAAAGAAUGUCUUAUCUUCUUUACCAAAUGCUAUGUGGUAUCAAACAUCUCCACUCAGCUGGUAUCAUCCACAGAGAUUUGAAACCCAGCAACAUAGUAGUAAAAUCAGAUUGUACGCUGAAAAUCCUUGAUUUUGGCCUGGCAAGAACAGCAUGUACUAACUUCAUGAUGACUCCAUAUGUGGUGACACGGUACUACAGAGCACCAGAGGUUAUCCUCGGGAUGGGGUAUAAAGAAAAUGUGGAUAUCUGGUCUGUUGGGUGCAUUAUGGCAGAAAUGGUCCUCCAUAAAGUCCUGUUCCCAGGAAGAGAUUAUAUUGAUCAGUGGAAUAAAGUUAUUGAACAAUUAGGAACACCAUCAGCAGACUUCAUGAAGAAACUACAGCCUACAGUGAGGAAUUAUGUAGAAAACAGGCCAAAAUAUCCUGGUAUUAAAUUUGAAGAGCUCUUCCCAGACUGGAUAUUUCCAUCAGAAUCUGAUCGUGACAAGUUAAAAACCAGCCAAGCUAGAGAUUUAUUAUCAAAAAUGCUUGUGGUAGAUCCAGACAAGAGAAUUUCUGUAGAUGAAGCCUUACGUCAUCCUUAUAUUACUGUCUGGUAUGAUCCUGCUUAAGCAGAAGCUCCUCCACCUCAAAUCUAUGAUGCACAGUUGGAAGAAAGAGAACAUGCAAUUGAAGAAUGGAAAGAAUUAAUAUACAAAGAAGUAAUGGAUUGGGAAGAAAGGAGCAAGAAUGGUGUGGUAAAAGAUCAGCCCUCAGAUGCAGCAGUGAAUAGCAACACCAGUCCUUCCCAGUCAUCAUCUAUCAAUGACAUUUCAUCCAUGUCAACAGAGCAAACAUUGGCCUCAGACACAGACAGCAGCCUCGAUGCCUUGACAGGACCCCUUGAAGGAUGUCGAUGAUCAGCCAGGAUUGCAGACUUGACUUUGGAAAAGAACUCUUGCUUCCAUUGGGCCUGAAUUGCUUGUAAGUUAAUGGAACCAAGUAGAAAAAACUCCAUGUUCUGCAUGUUCUGCUAAAGUAAUGCCUGUUUUUUUACUCAGUUGUUAUGAAAUUGCCUGCUUAAUGUUGUAGAAUGAAAGCAAAUCUAUGUCUAAAGAACAAAAAAAAA